AUGGCACCUUUUCCGAGCACCGCCUUCCAACUUCCAUUCUUCUUCGUGCUGUUUUUCAUUGCUCUUUUCACCACCGUCCAGUCCACUUCACACUCGGCGCCGGCUCCAGCCGUGGACUGCUCUAGUCUGGUAUUAAACUUGGCAGACUGCCUUUCAUUUGUGACCAGCGGAAGCACCACGAAGAAGCCUGAAGGUUCUUGCUGUUCUGGGCUUAAGACCGUGUUGAAAGCAGACGCUGAGUGUCUCUGCGAGGCUUUCAAGAAUAGCGCACAGUUGGGUGUCACUCUUAAUGUCACCAAGGCCUUGACUUUACCUGCUGCCUGCCAUGUGUCUGCCCCUUCCGUUAGCAACUGUGGCCUGACUGUCGCCGGUGCUGCUCCAGCUCUUUCUCCUAUGGCAUUAUCUCCUACUGCAGUUCCGGGUGCUCCAACUACCAGUAUAGCACCUAAUGAACUUGCACCUGCACCAGCACCUGGUCUUGCUCUAGGAAGCUCUGGUUCUUCUGCACUAGCCAUCUCUGUUGGGUUUCUCGUACUUUCCAUGGCAGCUGCCGUAUCUUCAGAUUUAUUCUGA
Molecule: messenger RNA, 573 nt
Organism: Fraxinus pennsylvanica
Lineage: Eukaryota; Viridiplantae; Streptophyta; Magnoliopsida; Lamiales; Oleaceae
Source: the annotation of a GenBank genome assembly